Molecule: messenger RNA, 1368 nt
Organism: Penaeus monodon (black tiger shrimp)
Lineage: Eukaryota; Metazoa; Arthropoda; Malacostraca; Decapoda; Penaeidae
Exons: 1
Coding region: 1-1368 (455 amino acids)
Molecular function (GO): protein dimerization activity
Source: RefSeq, a predicted model, not a curated record
AUGAUAGGCAUAGGAUCUGACAAUGCUAGUGUCAUUGUUGGUUUGAACAAUGGAGUUUACAUAAAACUAAAGGAAGAUAUUCCUACAAUGGUGCAUAUUCGCUGUGUCUGCCAUUCACUGCAGCUAGCUGUAUCUCAUGCAUGUUCUGAAACUAUGCCCCGUAAUCUAGAAUUCCUUGUCAGUGAAACCUAUAAUUGGUUUGCACGGUCGUCUUCAAGACAACAGGCAUACAUUGACUUAUUCAAACUUAUAAAUGAUGGACAUGAACCGCUCAAGAUUGUGAGAGCUUGUCAAACACGGUGGUUGUCUAUAGCGUCGGCUGUGCCAAGAUUAUGUGAUCAAUGGCUGGAGCUGAAAACUCAUUUUGGCUUAACAAAAUCAUCUGAGAGAUGUUAUACCUCAGAAAUGCUCCACUCCUUGUACAGUGAUGAAUAUGAUCAUGCAUAUUUGGUUUUUCUAAAGUCAGUGCUAAAUGAGGUUCAGAGAGUGAAUAAGAUUUUUGAAUCCAACGAUUGUGAUCCAACAAAACUGCUUCAGGACCUGACACUUUUAAUAGAAAAUUUGGUGAACAGAGUGAUGCUCCCUUCGAACCGCCAUCGUGUUGAUCCUUUCUCUUGUAAUUUAGAAGAAUAUCUGGAUCCUAAAUUGAAUCUAGGCUAUGACACCGAAAAACUGUUAUCUGACCUGCCUAAACAUUUGCAUGAGGAUCGAGAAAAAACCCUCAGAGAACGAUGUUCCCAAUUUCUUGUAUUUCUUAUUAAAGAACUUCGCAAUAGGUUGCCAGAUAAUGUGCAAAUACUCAAAACUAUGUCACUGUUCAGUGUUGAAAACACUCUUCGUGUUGUGAAAAAUUCGAUUGUCCCACUUUUAGAAUUCUUCAAUAUUAGUGCAGAAAACAUUACAAAAAUUGAAUUUCAGUGGUCAAAUAUAACCUUAGUAAAAUGGAAUGAAACAAAGAACACAGUGAAAUUUUGGGCUGAAGUUAAUGAGUACAAAGAUGCAGCAAAUAUAAAUCCUUAUAAAGAACUUGCAAAUAUUGCUAUAACAAUGUUGAGUUUGCCCCAUUCAAACGCUGAAAUUGAAAGGGUUUUCAGUCAAAUGAACCUGAUUAAAAACAAAUUAAGAAAUAAAAUGAAAACAGACACUACAAAUGCAUUACUACAUAUACGUUAUGGUUCAAACCGUAUGUCAGAAACUUGUGUGUCAUAUAAUUUUCCAAAUGAAGUGCUUGAUUUAAUUCCUUCAAAUGAUAAGUAUCGAUGUUCACAAGAAAGCACAAUUGAUCAACCUGGACCAUCACGUACCGUCACCGACGAAGCAAAUAUUGAUGAUGAUGAUGAUCUAAACAUUAUAUUGCAAACUAUGUAA